Molecule: messenger RNA, 1020 nt
Organism: Tigriopus californicus
Lineage: Eukaryota; Metazoa; Arthropoda; Copepoda; Harpacticoida; Harpacticidae
Exons: 2
Coding region: 121-984 (287 amino acids)
Source: RefSeq, a predicted model, not a curated record
UCCCAAAGGAUUCUUAUCUCGUCAUUGUUGAUAGGAGACAGUUGCACAAAUAGAGACCAGGUCCAUUAACACACGUUAUCAACUCGAGGAUUCCCAUUUCAAUUCCCAAGAAGGCUCAAAAUGAGGCGUUUCUUCUUGGUGUGGGUGGCUUUCGCUCUCGCCAUUGAGGCGACACGUGCUCAAGAGGUUCAGGACUUUGGUGCCAAAGAAGCAGACGACAAGGAUGACUACUACUACUCGUAUUACGACAUUAUCAGUGAUGAACGAGACAAGGACAGCUCAAAUGAUGUGGCCACUUACGACGAAGAUCAGGGCGAUUGGGGCGAUGUCCUGGAUGAGAACAACUUUUCCAACCAAGGAGAAGGUCUCGAUUAUUUGAUGGAAUACGGGCAGAAUCCAGACCAAUACAAGAAGACCACGGAGUUCUGCCCUUGGCCCCCUUGCUACAACAUUGGUGAGAGCAAGAGCUUCGAUGAGAUCUUGGACAUCAAAAUCGAGACCACGCCCGAGCCCGAGCCAGAGCUCUACCAAUACCCGGAGCAAGCCAUCCUUGAGGAGGUGGCCAUUGUCGCCGAUGGCGAAGAGGUCGUGGAAGAAAUUAUUCUGACUGAAGUGGAAGACGACGUCGAGGCCAUUGACUACGAUUAUGAGGCUGGGGCUAAAGAGCUGGAGCCAGAUUGCCAAAAUACGGAGACAGUCAUCAUCUACAGGAGUGAGGCGCCCAAUGGUGUCAUCAUCGCCAGCGUAGUCUUCUUCGUCAUCAUCGUGGGCGUGUUGUUCUACAUGCCCAGGUUCAUCAAAAUGCGUCAAUCUGCGACCGUGAGCGCCCGAGCUCACGACUCUGCGGGUUUAAUCGAAGUGCCGCAAUUUGACCCGGGCCAUGACGGGUAUGACUCGGAUAUCGAAAGCCAGGCCCAAUAUGUAGCCAAUAUCCGGGAUCAACCCAUGCCUUCCCACUUUCAGGGACACUCUGCUAAGCCCUAAUGUUGGUCCCCUGAAAUAUACUAAGCAUAAAAGCCA